AUGGUCGGCGGUGAAGCAAACAGCUACUACCAGAUGCAGGAUGGCGAUCGCCAAAAGGACUAUCCUAUGCAACCCCAGCAGGCUUACAAUCAGAAUGGCCAAUAUCAGCAACAAAACUAUCAACAGCCCUACCAGAAUGGCCAGGGCUACUCACAGCCUCCUCCUAAUUACGGCCAGAACUUCAACCCUCGCCCUGACAUGAAUGGCUACGACAACAAGCCUACCUUUGAGCAGGCCUUCAAGAUUGACAAGCCCAAGUGGAAUGACUGGUGGGCUGGUCUUCUUUUCCUCGCUGUCUUUGCUGGAUAUGUCGCUGUCUCUGGUAUCGCUCUUCAGGGCUAUGCANNGCAAUUCAUCUGGAUUACUGGUAUCAUUCACAUCAUUGCUGGUUUUGCAACCGCCAUCUACAUGCUGUCAAGAAGAUAUUGGUCAGGCGGAAUCGUCUUNUUGAUCUUCAGUAUCUUCACCGUGGUCUGUUUCAUUUCAUGGAUCCCGAGAAUUCCUUUCAGUGUAGUCAUGCUACAAACAAGCAUUGACGUUUCCAAGAAGUUUGGGCAUGUCUAUAUCGUUUCGCUUGUUGGCGGUAUUCUCGCAACUGCACUCGGUGCUUGGUUCUCGGUCACUUUCGUCGCCGUGUAUGUAAAAUACGAACCAGGCGCAAAUCCAGCCUGUUCAACCGGCGCUGGUGGCUGUUCAAGCGCCAAAGUCAUUGGUCUGCUUGUCUUCAUCACGUUUGCGAUGUAUUGGAUCUCCGAAUUCCUCAAGAACAUGAUUCAUGUUAUCAUCUCUGGAGUUUACGGCUCAUGGUACUUCUGUUCGCACAACCCUCCCAAGAACAUUACCCGAGGAGCCGCUCGCCGCUCUUUGACCUACAGUUUCGGAAGUAUCAGUCUCGGAAGCUUGGUUGUUGCAAUCAUCAACAUGCUCAGACAAGCAUGCAGCAUCGCAAGACAGCAGGAAGCAAAUUCUGGAAACAUCGCUGCCGACAUCGCACUUUGCGUUCUUCAGUGUCUUAUUGGAAUCUUGGACUGGGCUGUCCAGUUCAUCAACGUAAGUGGAAAAAUCAACCGAGACGCAAUAUUUCGAAAUUUCCAAACCGCUCACGAAAGGACANNGAGAUACGCUUUCAGCUAUAUCGCGCUCUACGGCAAAGGCUAUAUUCCUGCCGCCAAGGACACUUGGACAGGUAUCGAUGCGUUAGUCAACGAAUGCCUGAUUGGCCCCGUCUUGACCCAGGGCGCUACGGCCAUCGCUUACCUGUGUGCUCUUUUGGCCUACCUUUACCUGAUCUUCACCUCGCCUGCGUACAACAGCAACGGCGAGUACACACCCGUCGUUGUUGCUUUCGCGUUCUUGAUUGGUCUGCAAAUCGCCAACAUCUUCACCACCCCGCUAAGCAGUGGUAUCGACACUAUAUUCGUUGCUGCAGCUUUCGACCCGCAAGUAAUGAUCACAGAACACCCGGACCUGUACGCCAAGCUGGUGUCCACAUAUCCUCAAGUUCAGCAGGCCAUUCAUGCUUAA
Molecule: messenger RNA, 1524 nt
Organism: Aureobasidium musti
Lineage: Eukaryota; Fungi; Ascomycota; Dothideomycetes; Dothideales; Saccotheciaceae
Source: the annotation of a GenBank genome assembly